AUUAGUGUGGGACAGACAGUUGCCAUAGAAACAACCUAACUGAGCCGACAGACAACGCACAGGUUUUCAAGUAGAAAGUAGUAAAAUGGACUCGGAGUAUUUGAAGACAUUUUUGGAGGACUGUCUGGCGGAGGGACUGGCUCAAGUGGCCCAACAGCGACCUGAGGACCCCAUUCGAGCUUUGGCUUACUGGCUUCACAAACACGGCAGGAAACAGGAGCAGCAGGAUGCGAAAGCCAAAGAAGAAGCACCGCGCCAGGAGAAUCUGAGAGAGCAUGAGGAGAAGGUGGAGGAGGUUAGCAAGACCGUGGGAGAAUCUAAGGAUGAAACUGAGGAGCACACAGAGUCUGAGGCAACGGCUGAAGUCACUGUAGAAGCUGCUGAGGAUAAAAUGUCUGGAGAAGAAGAGAAACCAAGCACUCCUGAUCCAGGAAACCAGGAGAGUUUAGACCAACAUCAGCCUGAGGAGGAAGCAGAGACAACUGUGRAACAUGCUGGAGGAAAACCUGAGCAAGAACCAAACCCUGAUCCAACAGAAGUGAUGGAGGCAGACCAAGAAGAAGAAAAGGUGGCUGAAGCUGCAGAACAAGAAGAACCAGAACAAACUGACCAACUGCAACCAACUCCCAGACAAGAUGAUGCUGGUUUAAAAUCCAGUGAUGCAGACAACAACUUGGAUGAUGAAAGUGACGCUCGGCACGAAGAGAAGGUCGAUGAACAAGAGGAAGAUGACGCUGAAGACUCUGGCCAAUCAGAGGCAGCGUCAGCACGGCAGAGCGCAAUCCUGACAGCAGAGGAGAACUUUCCAAAGCAAGAACAAGAACAAAACGUGACAGAAACCACAGAGGAGACACACAAAUCCAGCUCGGCUUCUCUUCAGGACCAGGAAAAGGUCGAUGAAGAAGAAACAGUUAAAYCUGAAGACUCCUCUGAGCCAGAAGCGGCAGCCUCGGGCAAUCUCAACCCAGAGCAGACGUUUCCUCAUCGAGAAACAGAAGAAGACACGCUGGAGACAGAACAACCCAGUGGCCUUGUUCUUCAGAACCAGGAGCAGGAGGCAGACGAGCAAGCCACGAGUGAGCUGACCGUUAGCUCGGCUCCAGCUGAGACUGACCCAUCACCAGAGUGAAAGCUGCAGGAGUGAGACUGGGAGAAGAUAUGAAGCUGAUGACCUGCUGUUGAAUCAUUUAGAAAAGUCAGUGUCUCAGUUUGAACAUUAUUGUCCCAGUGGUGUAAAUGCAAACACAAAAUGUAAAAUAAAUGUUGAUUGUUUAUUGAUUAA
Austrofundulus limnaeus is the source of this 1282-nucleotide messenger RNA. RefSeq names its product DPY30 domain containing 2 (gene dydc2). The record is from RefSeq and is a predicted model, not a curated record. The coding region runs from base 86 to 1129 and encodes 347 amino acids. The transcript has 10 exons. Lineage: Eukaryota; Metazoa; Chordata; Actinopteri; Cyprinodontiformes; Rivulidae.